Molecule: messenger RNA, 9791 nt
Organism: Dromiciops gliroides (monito del monte)
Lineage: Eukaryota; Metazoa; Chordata; Mammalia; Microbiotheria; Microbiotheriidae
Gene: PARD3B
Product: par-3 family cell polarity regulator beta
Exons: 23
Coding region: 223-3834 (1203 amino acids)
Biological process (GO): establishment or maintenance of epithelial cell apical/basal polarity; cell adhesion; intracellular protein localization
Cellular component (GO): apical plasma membrane; adherens junction; apical junction complex
Molecular function (GO): protein binding; phosphatidylinositol binding
Source: RefSeq, a predicted model, not a curated record
GGAGCCGCGCGCCCCCAGGUGGGCGUGCCUCCGGGGACGGGGCGGACACACCUGUUCCCAGCGCCGCCCCCUCCCGCUCCCGCUCCCCUUGACCUCCAGCCUUAGCCAGGGCCCCAGGAGUCCGGGCAACCCCGCUUCCCUCCCACCUACGCCGGGCCUUCCCCGCCCUGCGCUGUUGUUCUGGUUGCCGGGGUGUCCUGCACUGGUGACCGCUUGGCGAGGAUGAAAGUGACCGUCUGUUUCGGGAGGAUGGGGAUUGUAGUUCCCUGCAAGGAGGGGCAGCUACGUGUCCGAGACCUCACCCAGCAGGCUCUCCAGCGCUACCUCAAAGCCAAGGAGAAGGAUCCUGGUGAUUGGGUGAAAAUUCACCACUUGGAGUACAUGGAUGGAGGAAUACUGGAUCCAGAUGAUAUAUUGGCAGAUGUUGUUGAAGACAAAGAUAAGCUGAUUGCUGUGUUUGAUGAACAAGAAUCAAUUCCUAAGGUUGAGAGCCCUAGUGGAAACCUUACAGAGAGCUACAACCCAGAUCCUUUUGAUGCAGAAGUGGCCACCCAGCUGGCUGCCUUCAAACCCAUUGGUGGAGAAAUUGAAGUAACUACUUCUGCUCUGAAAUUAGGCACACCACUGUUAGUGAGGAGGAGCAGUGACCCAGCACUGGGCCCACCUGCUGACUCUCAUCCAGGUGCUUCACACCCCAGUGACCAGAAUCUGAAACCUGUUGUACCAGGUUCACCGCAGAGUUUGGAAGAUGGUGAAGUCAUGAGUAGUGGACAGCCAGAACUGCUGACAUCACAAAAAGCUCAACACACAUGCAGUGAUAUGACAAGAACGGUGGAGAUUUCUGGGGAAGGUGGCCCUCUGGGGAUACAUGUAGUGCCCUUCUUUUCAUCACUGAGUGGAAGGAUUCUAGGACUCUUUAUCCGUGGUAUUGAGGAAAACAGCAGGUCCAAACGGGAUGGCCUAUUUCAUGAAAAUGAAUGCAUCGUAAAAAUCAACAAUGUGGAUCUCAUAGACAAAACCUUUGCUCAGUCUCAAGAUGUCUUCCGUCAGGCGAUGAAAUCCCAAAAUGUGAUCUUACAAGUGCUUCCACCAAACAACCGUGAACAGUACGAAAAGUCAGUCAUUGCACCUCUUGCACUUUUUGGUAAUAGUGAUGUUAUGAGAACAAAAGUAUCCUCUCCAAUCCAAGUAAAGACAGCAUCGAAAACAAUCAAUCUGACAGGAGCAAGCAGUCUGGAGACAGAUACACAGAUUUCUAGCCAACAAACCAGGAGUCCUAGAAUACCAAGACUAGGAAGAAAGCCAUCAUCACCAUCACUUUCUCCCCUAAUGGGAUUUGGAAGCAAGAAAAAUGCAAAGAAAAUUAAGAUUGACCUGAAGAAAGGUCCAGAAGGACUCGGCUUCACUGUGGUUACCAGGGAUUCCUCAAUACAUGGUCCUGGUCCGAUUUUUGUGAAAAAUAUUUUACCAAAAGGAGCAGCAGUGAAAGAUGGUCGCCUGCAAUCAGGGGACAGAAUUUUGGAGGUGAAUGGCAGAGACAUUACUGGUCGGACUCAGGAAGAACUUGUAGCCAUGCUGAGGAGCACCAAACAAGGAGAGACUGCAUCUCUUGUCAUUGCUCGUCAAGAAGAAAGCUUCCUGCCCCGAGAACUGAAAGGAGAGCCUGACCGCUGCUGUGUGCUGUCCCUGGAGACUCCAGAGCAGCUGACCUUUGAGAUCCCUCUCAAUGAUUCAGGGUCUGCUGGCCUUGGAGUAAGCUUAAAAGGGAACAAAUCCCGAGAAACCGGAGCCGACUUGGGAAUUUUUAUCAAGUCUAUAAUCCAUGGAGGUGCUGCUUUUAAGGAUGGGCGCUUGCGAAUGAAUGACCAGCUGAUUGCAGUGAAUGGAGAAUCUCUUUUGGGCAAGUCCAACCAUGAAGCUAUGGAGACUCUUAGAAGAUCCAUGUCUAUGGAAGGGAACAUCCGAGGGAUGAUUCAAUUAGUGAUUCUGAGACGACUGGACAGACAGACAGAGGAGCGUGCUGACUAUGGGCUCUUUCCCAAGCCCUCUCUUGAGAGCUGUCAACAUUUUGUUACCACCUCCAGGCGCCAUGAGCCCAACCCACAUCCAUUCCCUACAUACAACCCACAGGAGAGACAAAAAGACCUGCUACUCUCAGAUGCUAACUGGGCUGAGAGUGACAUCCCGCCACCUCUACCACCGCAUCCCAGUCUGGAACUGGACUUUGAAGAUUAUAACCACAGCUCAGCAGAGGAUUCAGCAGUAUAUUGUGCAGGUCAGCAAGUCAACUUCAGAUCCCUGACACCAGCCAAGCAGCCUGAAUCAAUUCAUCUGAAAGCCUCAAAGAGCAUGGACCUUGUACCAGAUGAAAGUAAAGUUCACUCAUUGGCUGGACACAAAUUGGAACCUACUGGCAAAGAUUUUGGCCCCACUCUGGGUUUGAAAAAGUCCAGUUCCCUGGAGAGUUUGCAAACAGCGGUAGCUGAAGUCAGGAAAAAUGAUCUCCCUUUCCAUAGACCUCGUCCUCAUAUGGUGCGAGGGAGAGGGUGCAAUGAGAGCUUUAGAGCGGCUAUUGACAAAUCUUAUGAUGGACCAGAAGACCUAGAGGAGGACUGUCUGUCUGAUAAGAGCUCUCGCUCUGGCCAAGGAGCUCCGAAUUGUGAAUCUAACCCCCAGGGGAACACUGCACCAGAGGAUAUAGAAAAUAAGUCCAAGAAGAACAAAAAAAAUAAAGACAAGGAGAAGAAAAAGGAAAAGGGCAAAUUGAAAGUCAAGGAGAAAAAACGAAAAGAAGAGAAUGAAGACCCUGAGAAAAAAGUUAAGAAGAAAGGGUUUGGUGCCAUGUUGAGAUUUGGGAAGAAAAAAGAGGAUAAAGGUGGGAAAAAUGAACAGAAGGGAAAUCUAAAGCAAGGCAUACUCCAAGAAGAAGAGCUAGAGAAAAUGAAGGAAGAACGUGAAAGAAUUGGAGCAAAACACCAGGAGCUACGAGAAAAGCAGACAAGAGGGCUUAUUGAUUAUUCCACUGGCCUCAUAGGACCUCUUCAUGAUAUGGAUGAUGAUGAAACAGAUCCCAAUUAUGCCCGAGUGAACCAUUUCCAGGAUACUUACGUACCAGCUGGUGUCUACGGGUCAUCAUCACCACCAAGGGUCGGGGCACUGGGCUACCCACGGGAUGUCCCCUCACUCUCUCCAGAGAAGGAUCACUUGGAGGGGCUUUAUGCAAAGAUCAACAAGCCUUACCAUCCUCACGCUCUUGCUGACAGUGGCCGCCCAACAAGUGGACAUGCUGACCGAAUCCAGAAGUUACGGAAGGAAUAUCACCAGGCCAGGCGAGAAGGCUUUUCUUUAUAUGAAGAUGAUGAGGCAAGAGCAAGGCCUUCUGAUUAUGAACAGCAUUGGGUGUCUGGAAAAAGUCCAGAUGGGAGUUCAUACAACCUCCGCUUUGAGGGAAUGGAAAGACAAUGUACAUCCUUACCCAGGCGAGGACCUACAGAACCAGCAGAUUACCUAACAGGACCUCGGUUGAUGUAUAAGGAAAGGGAACUUCCUUAUUACCCAGGAAUGCAGCCUAUUCAUCCUCCCAAAGGAAGUUAUCCCCGUGCCCAGGAUAUGAGGGUGACAGAGCUUCGCUAUCCUCAGUAUUACCCACCCCCUCCAGCCACACACCACAAAGGACCCUUCCGACAAGACGUCCCACCUUCACCACCUCAACACCACAAAGUGCCAGUGUAUCACGAAAUAGGCAAAACAGGACAACGGGCGGCCAGCCCAGAACACUACCCAUAUAGAGCCCAGGACCCCCGGCAGAAGAACCCCAUGACUGCCGCAGUGUAGCGGAACAUCACUGAGAUCAGCACAGGCUAGGGACAAAACAAAGACUUCUGAAUUGGCCUUAUUCUUUUUCUCCAUUCGGUCCCCCAAAGUCUUCUUGGCUACAAAAUUCUCCAUGAACUGGAACCAUUCCUUCUACUGAAGGUACAGAUUAUGUUCUUCUCGCUGAGGAAAUCACUUAAGACCAAUCAGAGGGAGAAAAAGGGAAGGUACAAUAUGUCUGAUCAGGCCAUGAAAACAGUGGUACUGUACAUCAAAAUGCUCUUAAACCAGUGAAACUCAGAGCAGGAGUGCUAGCUACAAAGUAAAUAACAUCAUUAGACACACUAAGUGGAAUGUUCCAGGGCUAGAUAAUAUGCAUCACUGGACUGUUCCACACAUAUGGGCACAAAUGCACGAGCACACACACACACACACACACACACACAGACCAGUUCUGCUGUUAAAGAUUACCGCCGGUGUUAAGACAGUCUCUGCUAUAGAUCCUUAUCCAUUUGAGAGCCAAGCAACAGCAGGCUUUUGACAAUCAGAAAGCCAGUACCUACUGACCACGGUGUAUACAAGACUGCAAAUUUGAUAUCAUCUGGAGUGGGUUAUUAUUUUAACAACAGAAGGAAAAAGAGAGAGAGAGAGAGAGAGAGAGAGAGAGAGAGAGAGAGAGAGAGAGAGAGAGAAUGAAACAGAAGUGGGUCCUCAGAAGUUUUCUGUCGGAGAAAGACAGUAUUUCUUUAUCUCUAAGUAUCUGUCAGGGUCCUGGUACCGCCAGUCUGAUUGAAUGUUUCACAGACUAUAUACCUGCCAGCCAGGAAAGUGUUUGGUAAGCCUGAACAGUGCAACAGGAUUGUGGGUCUCCAUUCCAUUUUCCCUUAUUUUCCCUAUUAAAAUGAGUAAGGUAGAAAUUCACCAUCAGGACUCAGGAGGGAUCCGGGAGAUCAGCAAAAGCUGCUGAGAGGCUGGUAUUUCAAGGACCAAUCAAUCAUUAGGAAAGGAGUGGGGUCUUGUCACAUGCAGCCUAAAGCUAUAUUCCACAAGGGUAUGCUUGUAUUCACUCUCUCCUAGAUGGAGGGACCUUCAAGCCAGCAGGAGGGCCAAAGCUGGCCCAGUCCUUCCCCGCUUCCUUUCUGCCUUUUUCCUGGCCACAAUAUCAGAGAGGCCCCGGAUCUCAGAAGCAGUCCCAGGUUUCCAACCUGUAAUUAUUUAGCUGUCUCUAUUUUAAGGCUCCUGCUACUAUAGAUAAUCCUCAAUUGGGAAGGAAGAGAACCCUCUUGUUGAGCCUCCCAGGAGUCAAUGCCCUGGAGGUGCCAAUUCAGUAAUAAGUGCCAAACAAUACCCAUUUGCACUCCAGGGAGCUAAAUGCCAACCACAGCUGGGAGGAGCCUUCUUGGGUCUUUAAAACAAAAUGGCCCGGGGCGUGGUGGACAAACAGUAUGUGUUCAUGAAGGUUUUGCUCUGAUGUUGUUUGGUCUGGUUUGGUUUUGAAUUUGUGUGUGUGUGUUAAGCAACAGAGGGGGUAGGAUGUAGGAAAACACAAUUUGCAAAAAACUAACUUUUAAAGGCAAAUAUGAAAGAUAACAUAGGAGUUUUUGCGUUUAAGAAGAAAGAAAACAAGAAGGGAGAAGAUAGAGGGGAGAGGUGAAAAGGAAACAAACCAGGGGAAUUCUUUAUUUGUAGUCUUCUCAGUAGGGGAAGAAAAGGCAGCAGGGAAGAUCCUAAUACAGGCAGGGUAUGACAGGAUCAGAGAUUUAGAGCGGAAGACUUUCUAUUCCUCAGUUUCCCUAAGUAUAAACAUAAUGUUCCUCAGUCUCUGGGAGGUCAUUGGAAAUCUCAUAAUGUCAGAACUAAAGGGAGGGCAUCUAAUCCAUUUUAAAAAUGAAAAAUCUGAGACUCAGAGGGGGAAAGGUGACUAAAAGUGACAGGUCAAAGACUGCAGAGUCAGGAUUUGAACCCAGGUCUUCUGUCACCAAAUCUCCACUGUACCAUUAAGACUUGGGUUCCAGUGUCUCACAACCUAACUUGUUUGUAAAUGGCAGAGUAGAGAUCUUAAGGCUUUAAAAAUAAAUUUUUAAAAAAAUCUUCCAAAGACCAUAAGAUGAAUAAAUCAAUUGCAAUUCCUUUGAACUCCAUGGCCAUUUUCCACUUAUGAAUGGACAAUUCAAAGAUUGUAACUAGACCUAAAUGAGAAGGCAAACAAAGGAGUGUUUGAGGAACAUUCAAAACCUAGAGGCAGAACAGUUUGUCUAGAUCUGAGCCUCUUAAAAAGAAAUGCUAUAAGACUCUUCAGAGUGCUUCCUUAUUCUUAAAAAAAAAAAAGUCUAGAGGUCACCUUUGGCCAUUGCCCUUGUUUAAAAUAGGGGAGGUUGGGAGGAUUCAUUAAAUUAAAGUGCUGCUGAACACCAAAGGUCCAUCGAUCCCAAGUUAAUAUUUCCUUACUCCCAUGUGUCCACAGUGCCAUGGGUAUAGGUGUUUACUUGAUCCGUGCCGAUCACAGUCCAUCCUCAUCUUCUGAUCCAUGCUCCCCCAAACAUCUUCCACAGGGCAUCAACCCAAUAUAAUGGAGGCCUUCCCCUUGGUUUUUUUAUAUUUAGUAGGUAUCAGGAAAUCACUUGAGCAGUCUGUAAUCCAUUGCUCUUACAUAGCCUGCCUCCUUUUCCAAUUACAUGUUUCUACAAUAAUAUCAUUUACAACAAAUAAAAUAAAAUUGAGUACCAUCUCUAAAAAGUGAUAGUGACUACUGGUUUGGGAGACGAAGCAAUGUUGGAUAGCCAGAGGAGCAUCAAAGUAGGAGUUCGUAGGACUUGGAUCUGCUAAUACCUAGCAAGUCACUUAACCAUGGAAUCCUUGAAUCUAGGUCUUGAGCUAGAACCAGAAGGAAUUUAGUUCAGGGUCACUUAGUCCAACUACCUCAUUUUACAAAUAGAGAAACAGGCUUAGAAAGAAACUUUACUUUCCUCAUCUGUAAAAGAAGGCAAUCCAUUGGGCUUGAUGAUGUCUAAGGUUCCCUCCCAGCUUUGGGUUCUAAUCAGAUUGAUAGGGGAAGCAGUGUUUGGCAGGAUGACCCUUUCAAAUAUCCUUGAUGACAAUUUCUUGUUGGGGAUAUACCGGGAUGUUUCUUUUUCUAUCUCUUAACCUCAUGAGCCCAACUAUGGAAGAUCAGAACCUCAUUUGAAUUUCUGUUAACAGUACUCAGUGGAAACCAGGAUAAGGGAGCUGACAUGUUUUUUGCCACAUUCUAAUACAAGAGCACCUGACUUUAUUAAAAGGUUUUUCCACCUGUAAUUAUUUGGUGCUUGCUUCUACUUGUAACCUCACUGGGGAUCCCACUUGGGUCUCAAAGGAAAUCCUACCUUGGAGGUGCUGAGUCAGUACUUGCUUGUAGAAUUGCAGGUACAUCAGGUCCAGGGCUUGGGCAUGUAGGGGUCUGCUGAAAGGGGUGAUGAAGUCUCACCCUCAGUCCGGCUUAAAAAAUCUUGCAGAUGAAAAAGACAAAGUAAGGGGAAAUAUCCCUUGCAAUGAAUGGGUCAUUAGAAAUGAGCUCGUUGGUUCCUUCCCUCCCUGCCCCCACUCUCUAGUCUAGCUCUUAUGGGCUAGAAGCCAGAAGUUUCACCUUAUUGGAAAAGGAUGUGACCACAAAGAGGAGCAUCUGGAUAGAGGGCAGUAACACAAGGUUAAGUAGUCUACGAUGGGUGAGAGGUGUGACCUUAAUAGAAAGAAAGCCCUCAUUUUCACAUUCCCACUUGGAAAGCCAGCACAUACUCCACCUACUGCGCACAGACUCGGGUCUGAGCUUCCCUGGAGAAGGCUUUUUGUACUGUGUACACAGUCAAUAAAAAUGUGGUAACCUCAGGGAGGUAGCCAGUGCCAAGAAGGUCCACUUAAAGUGAGUGAAAAAUAAAUUAAGAUAGUUCCCUUUGCUCCUUUGAAAUAUAACCCACAUCCCAUUUGCCCUGGCUAGAAAGGAACUAAUAUUGUAUGGUUGUGACAGUGCCUUUAUCAAGCCUGGCAACAAUUAGAAACAGCUCAGAACUCGAGGGAGGGCUUAAUAAAUCACUACACAAUAUCCUUCUCAGGGCACCAUGGUACCAUUUACAGACCUCAUCUACAGUAUUUAGGAAAAACACAGCAUAAUCAGCAUGGGGUGAAAAACAAACUUCCGCUUUAUUUAUGGCCUUUAGAAAACUCAAUCAGUUGUCUCUACAUAGCUCAGAACUCCAAUAACCCCCCUGGAAUGCCAUGGCUGGUGCCACUUAGGGAAGAGCCAUCAAACAAACCCCUUCCUUGCUGCUAAUCUGACCCAAUAGGUCACUUAAGAUUUGAUGUUUUUUUGCCUUAAGUCAGUAGACAUUUUUACAGAGCCCUACUUUCCUCCUGUGUUUGAAGGAAUAGGUUUUAAAAAAAAGGUAAUAUCUGGAAAUAGAUCAUCAGAAGUUAUAGCAGUAGAAAAAUUCCACCCUCCAUUAGCAGCCAAAGAAGGAAAUAUCUCAUCAAUGCAUUGGACCUUUGGGCUGGUAGACUAUUGCUCUUGGAAUGAGGUAGGAGAGAAGGGCAGGUUGUGCCCUUCUAUAGCACUAAAUCCAAGGAGGCUUGAAGAUAGGUCAUGGUGAUUAUGUAAAAAAAAUUCAUGAAAUAGGAGCCAGGCCUGAGAUGAGAAAACAUGGAACUUCAGAAAAGUCAUUUGAUAACAGAUUGUUUUUCCCCUUUAUUCAUUUUUAUUGGGCAUUUACAGAUGCCCAGAGAAAAUAAGUGACCUACCUAGCAUCACAUGGCUAGUAAGCGUUUUCCAACCCAGGUUUUCCAGCUUCCUAGCUAUUUCCUACGACUGCAGAGAGGGAGCUUGGUGGGUUGGAUACAGAGGGAAGGGUUUGGAAUAAGGGAGAAUUUGGAUUCAAAUUCAAUCUCUCAUACAAACUGACUGUGGAACAAAGCAUAGGCGAUCCAUUUGAACUCUAGCUACUUCGGGCCACUCUCUAAGCCUCCGAAGUAUAGAUCUUUUGUCAGUCUGCAUCCAGUAAAAAAGGGUUUCUACACAGGUGGUUCCCCAUGGUGAUGGGUUCACGAGUCUGGACUGAUCUCUAAAGCCAGCAUCUUUUCCUCUUCUCAUGUGCUAUUCUGAGAUGCAAGCUGAUCUGGAUUCUGGAGAAUUUAGAAGGAAAGGAAAAUAUCCCUGAUAGGUUUGGUAUGCCUAUGGGCCUGGAAAACACCUCAUAAUUUGAAACAUUAAGACUCUGAAUACAGCUCCUUUCAAAGUGGAAGUCUCUCAACUGGAGAAACUUCUGUCCUGCUUUCUGAGUCCAUGAGUCACACUGUGGCCACAUCUGGUGCCAUUACUUCAGGAAGAGCCAUCUAGAGGAAUAACCAAAGAUGCUAUUUCUCAUCACUCCUCAUCCAUGUCCGCCCAGGAAGAUGUGAUAGCCCAGUGACAGCGGAGCAAGGAGUAGUCACUGGGAGAGAACCCUGCAGAGUGAGCUUUGUGAUCAAAGAGAAACCUUGGGCAGACUAAAAUUGGUACCACAUCACAUAUGCAGCCAGGUCUCAAGUAGACCAUUUUUCUAACCCAUGUCCCUAAGUCAUAAUAGCAUCCCUCAAGGGUUGAUUUUUUUCAAAGAUGGGCUAGAGAGCCCUAAUGUUGGGGGAGUUAAUGGCCCCUGAUUACACUUCUUGCCUGUAUCCCUGAUUGCAGUGAUUUCAGAAAGUAUUCUCACUCAGUCUGCCCUAACUAGAGUGCCGUUUACUAUCAAGACCUAAAAACAAAACCUGUUGUUUAUAAACUACUUUUUCUAGUACUUCCUGUGAUUUUAUGAUACCAAAUCUGUCCAAAAGUUCUAAAGAAAAAAUUAUGUGAAAUCCUAUUUUGGAAUAUAGGGGAUGAAAGGGGCGGAGUCUUUGCUAAAUUUGAAAGAUUGUUCCUUUUUGUACCACAGAGAGCAUUUGGGAUUUUUGUUUCAGAUGACUAUAUAAAUUGU